Macroventuria anomochaeta is the source of this 938-nucleotide messenger RNA. RefSeq names its product Metallo-hydrolase/oxidoreductase. Gene Ontology annotation, biological process: secondary metabolite biosynthetic process. The transcript has 3 exons. The record is from RefSeq and is a predicted model, not a curated record. NCBI's taxonomy places the organism in Eukaryota, Fungi, Ascomycota, Dothideomycetes, Pleosporales, Didymellaceae. Bases 63 to 905 code for a protein of 280 amino acids.
UGAACAUGUCCCCGCGCUUGCGAUGUAUUGUGAAGUUCACGAACCGCAGACUGUAUUCGAAGAUGUCUGAGCCUUUGGUGCCUCUUCCUGAUGUGGAACAGCUCAGUGAGCGGGUCGUCAGGGUUCUCGGUGGGAAUCCUUCGAAGUUCACCCUACAAGGCACAAACACAUACAUCAUCGGCACUGGCACAAAACGGUUGUUGAUAGACACUGGCGAAGGCAAGGAGGCAUGGAUACAAUCACUCAAGUCCACAUUGUCUCAGCACAACAUCACAAUCGACAAAGCCCUCCUAUCACACUGGCACCCCGACCACGUCCAGGGAGUCCCCGACCUCCUCGCCCACUCUCCAUCCACCAAAGUCUACAAGAACAACUCAGACGGCAACGAUGAAUGGCUCUCCAUAUCCGACGGGCAGACCUUCUCCACCGAAGGCGCCACGCUGCGCGCCUUCCACUGCCCCGGCCACACCACAGAUCACAUGGCCUUCAUCCUCGAAGAAGAGGACGCCAUGUUCACAGCCGACAACGUGCUGGGUCAGGGCACAGCAGUCUUCGAAGACCUCGCAGCGUACAUGAAAAGUCUGGACAGCAUGGCCAAGCAAUUCUCCGGCUGCGCAUACCCCGGUCACGGGCCCGUCAUCGACAACGGGCCUGCGAGAAUUCGUGAGUAUAUCAAACACCGCAAGCAGCGUGAGCAGCAGGUGCUCGAUGUGCUUGCGCAGGAGAGGAAGGAAGGGUGGACGAGCAUGGAUAUUGUAAAGGUCAUUUAUAAGGAUUAUCCGCAGAACUUGUGGGAGCCGGCAGAGAAGGGUGUGAUUCAGAUUUUGGAAAAGUUGAGGGGCGAGGACAAGGUUGUGAGGAGUGAGAAGGGGACGUGGGCCUUGAGUGGGAAGGCGAAUCUUUAGGUAGCCAAUGAUUUACGAUAGACUAACGACGCC